Colossoma macropomum (tambaqui) is the source of this 6529-nucleotide messenger RNA. RefSeq names its product SH3-domain GRB2-like 1a (gene sh3gl1a). Gene Ontology annotation, molecular function: protein binding. The record is from RefSeq and is a predicted model, not a curated record. The coding region runs from base 1 to 1101 and encodes 366 amino acids. The transcript is spliced from 10 exons. Gene Ontology annotation, cellular component: glutamatergic synapse; presynapse; cytoplasm. Gene Ontology annotation, biological process: synaptic vesicle uncoating. Lineage: Eukaryota; Metazoa; Chordata; Actinopteri; Characiformes; Serrasalmidae.
AUGUCUGUCGCUGGCUUGAAGAAACAGUUUUAUAAAGCUAGUCAGAUGGUGAGUGAGAAGGUAGGAGGAGCAGAGGGCACUAAACUGGAUGAAGACUUCAAGGAUCUGGAGCGGAAAGCUGAUAUCACUAGUAAGGCCAUUGUGGAUGUGCUGGCCAGGACCACCGAGUACCUGCAGCCCAACCCAGCGUCUAGGGCCAAGCUGUCCAUGCUGAACACCAUGUCUAAGAUUCGAGGGCAGGUCAAGAGCACUGGCUACCCACAGGCAGAGGGGGUGUUGGGGGAGUGCAUGGUCAGAUAUGGCCGCGACAUGGGAGAGGACACCAACUUCGGUGGCGCUCUUGUUGAGAUGGGAGAGUCUAUGAAGAGACUUGCUGAAGUUAAGGACUCUCUGGAUAUUGACGUAAAGCAGAAUUUCAUCGACCCUUUCCAGACCAUCGUAGACAAGGAUCUCAGAGACAUCCAGCACCAGCUAAAGAAGCUAGAGGGCCGCCGGCUGGAUUAUGACUACAAGAAGAAACGUCAGGGGAAGAUUCCGGAUGAGGAGCUCCGCAUAAGUCUGGAGAAAUUCCAUGAGUCUAAAGAAGCAGCAGAGAUCAGCAUGCACAACCUUUUAGAAACUGAUGUGGAACAGGUGAGCCAGCUGACUGCUCUGGUGGAGUCUCAGCUGCAGUAUCACAGUCAGGCAGUGCAGGUGCUGGAGGAACUUUCUGAGAGAAUGAAAGACAGAUUGAACAAUGCUCAGGCUCAGCCACGUCGGAAACGAAUGCCCAAGCCGGUGCCCAGCUUUGACUACUCUGACACUGAACCCUCCAACGGCGGCUACAGCCCAACUAACAUUCCCCCAGCUUACUCUUCUUCAGCUCCUUCCCUGCCCAACCGACCAUCUCUACGUCAGAAACGGCAGUCGACGGACCAGCCAUGCUGCAAGGCUCUGUAUGACUUUGAGCCUGAGAAUGAGGGUGAGCUGGGCUUCAAUGAGGGCGACAUCAUCACGCUGACCAGUCAGAUCGAUGAGAAUUGGUACGAGGGGAUGAUCCGCGGCCAGCAAGGCUUCUUCCCCUGCAACUACGUGGAGGUGAUCGUGCCCCUGCCCCGCUGAACUCAGGGGUGAGCGGAAUGAGGGACGUGGAGAGAGAAAGAGGUGCAUUGGAGACAAGAUGGAGGAAACAAAGUCAAAAAUAGGGAAAAACAGAUGACAGGGAUUUCAAAACAGUAUAACAGGCCAUGAGACACUACAGUUUGUCUCGUUCUGUGCAAUUUUACAGUUUCUAACACAACCCUCAACUAAGAACACUGCUUUUUUUGUUUUUUUGGCAGUUGAGGGUUACUCUCUCUAAGCACACUACCAAAUCCUGAACUCUUGCCAUUUCCUCUUCACUGAGUAACUCAUUGAGUAAGGUGUUCAAAGAUUUAUAUUGUUUUUUCAUCAAAUCAUUUAUUUUUUUCUGAAAUAUGUUAGAUAUGGGGAUAUUCUUUACAUUUAUAAUCAUUAUGUUUUCCUGCUAAUUCAGGCCAUCUCCCACCUUCAUCGCUGCAUGAAGUAGGGGGUUUUCUUUACUGCUUAUCUGAAUGGACCUCAGCUUUUGCAAAUACACAUGGCUCCUAGUGGCCAUGCCUUGAUAUAUCACAGCAUAUUCAGAUUAGGCAUUUCGCUAUGAAACCGAUACCGAUCCUGAUGAGUCUGAAUUGAUCAGUGCUAUUUGCUCUUUGAUAAGAGUGUUACACAGUUGUUUUGAACAUGCUAGAUGUAUUGCCUGGAGCGUGAAGGUCAGAUCGUUAUUAGCCUUCUCUCCCACUUGACCUCUGCUUAUGUCUGCACCAGGUUGGGUUUUGCUUUUGAUUUUGUUUUUGGUAUUGCACAGACAUCCCUGUAUUUGUUUUUACUUCUGUUACUGGCAAACCCUGCUUGUCAAUGCUUGACCAUUCAUUUUAGCUAGAUUAGCUGAUUCCUUUUAAAUGGUCAGCUUGAUUCGGCUUUAACAAAUAAGUUGGGACUCAACCUUUAAUCUUUGUUUACAUCGUGCAGCGGUCAACGGGUAGUAAGAGCCUGAGGUAGAAUGGUGAAAUUGACAAACGGUGUCGAAAACUAACUGCAUCCAGUCUGAUCUGUGGCCUUUUAUGUGUAUACAACAUAAAUAACAUUAGAAAUUAAUAAAUGAUAAGUAGUAAUUAGUUGACCUGUCCAUGCUAUGCCUACUAAAGCAUACUCGCAUAGCAACUGUUGCAAGGUUGGCCAAGCUUUACAGAAGUUUAGCAAAAAACAGAUUCGAGCUAAUGAGAAAUUCUAUCUAUAUCUAUUUGUCAAAACACCUAAACUGUUCAAACUGGACCACCACAGUGUUAAUGCUGUUUUUCCACUGCGCAGUACAGUACAGUAAACCCAAACCCAGAACUGAUUGUACCCUGACUAUCUUUGUAGGCAGAGUUCUUGUUAGCUUGUGUGAUCACAUGAUUUCUCAUGAGAAUCUAGCAGUAAACAGUGAACACAAAGAACAGUAGCAACAAUUGAGGAGCUUCAAGCUCUGAUUUACAGAUAGCUAAUCUAGCUAACUAUUUUUUUUUUGUUUGUUUGUUUGUUUUUUAAUGGUGGUCACCUUAAACAGUCAGUGUUUUUCACCAUUUCUAGCUCCGGCCAAACAUUCCAGCGUGUUUACACUUAGUACCAUGGCAAGAAGGGAAGCUCAGCAUGUGUACAGUAUGGUUCACUUGGCAGUGGAAAUUAUGACAAAAUAUGUGAGCAUGGAUUUAUAGCCAUACUCUACCAUACUGCCUCAUGGAAAAAUGCCAUUAGAGUCACUACAUCAUGUUUAAAAUGCUACACCACCAAGCUGAACCAUGUUGCUGCGAAUCAAAACUAGGCAGAUUGGAAAUGACAACAACAUGCUAGCAUUAUUUUGAUUACCUGACAAAAAAAAUAGAGACCACAAGUUGCUACAAAAGAAAGCAUUUGUGGGCGGGGCAUGGAUAGGUCAUUUACAUCUUGGUGAGGAUAAGAGCUCAGAGUUGCACUCUACCUCUCUACAAAGGGCCUCAUGCUAAAAGGAGAGAGAGAGAGAGAAGGGAGAGGGAGGCAGUAAGUGAGAAGGUUAUUAUAUACCUCCAUUAUCUGAUAUCAUGUGUCUGCAGGGAUGUAACAGUUCCAUAAAGGGAAACUGAGCUUUUGUCAGUUUUAUUAUGAUCCUCUUUUUAAAGGGGAAUUCUACCAAUGUUUUAAAAGUUCUGCAUAAUUCAGUGGUUAAUAUAUAAACAAAGUCAUUCCGAGUGCUUUAAUGGGAAAUGCGCUGUGGUCGGAAUUGUUCACAGUAGUGGUGAUGGGAACCAGACGUCUGAAGAGUUUAAUGCCUCUAAAAGCUCCCUCACAGAAAGUCAUUACGUGAAAUGGUCAUGAAUGCGCUGUCUGAUACCUGAGACAUUGUUUUGUGAUGAUUUUGAGAUAAGCUUUUAGCCUAAAAGGCAUUUAGUCCCCAAAGAAAUCUUUUUUUUUUUUUUUAGAUUUAGUACUAUUUUAUCAUAAGGAACAUUACAUAAAACAUCAGAAGACCAUGUAGGUUCACUAGUUGUGUUGGAUAGUGAAUACAGUGGCUGCAUUUGUGUUGAAGACAUUGUAACCCCUGUUUCCUAUCACCACCACUGUAAAGAAAUCAGUAAGGUUCUCUACAGUUGAACCCUGUCGCAUCAAACCACUCUGAAUGACUUUGUUUACACCUCAACCACUGAAUUAUGCAGUAAAUUUGGAAAAUUUGGUAGAAUUCCCCUUUCUCUCUCGUCCUCUCUCUCUCUCACACACAUACACUACUUGUCAAACUUGUCUUUUUUCAUGGUAUGUGUCUCUACAGAACACUAUCCACUCCCCAUUUCUUCCUCCUAGUUUAGGCUAAAACUGCUUCCCUUCUCAUGUAAGAGUUAAUAGUGAAAUUAUGAAUAAAAAUCUCUUUCUAUUCAGAAAAGCACAAAUAUAUAACUUAAAUUUGUGUGAAAGAACAACUUGCUGGUCCUAACAGUGUUUACAUGUUUUGUUUUUUUUUGUUUUCAGUGUCUGUAUGUUGUCUUGGCACACUGUGUUAAAAAGCAGAGCUGAGUCUGUCACUCCACUGUUGUGUAUGAUUUUGUAGGGUUUUUUCACCUGCAGUUCCUGAGACUUUUCAUGGUUUCUAAGUCACAAAUGUCUUGAUAAAUAUGAUGAAUUGACUGAAGCUGCGCUACACUAUGUGUCCAAAAGUUUGUAGACACCUGCUCAUUCACCAUUUCUUCUGAAAUUAAGGGUGUUAAUGGGGUGCUUGUCCCCCUUUGCACCAGAUGUUGGAACAUUGCUUUGAAGAUUUGAUUGCAUUCAGCCACAAUAGCACAGACACCACUCCAACUCAUACCAAAGUCAUUGUAUGCUCCAUCACUCCCAAGAAUGCAGUUCCACUGCUCCACAGCUCAAUACUAGGGGCCUUAUACCCAGAGUUCCCAUUCUAGUGACUGUACUUUUCUUUGGAGAUUAAACAAGGUGUGUGCAGAAUGUCUGUGUCAGUAAUGGUGCACCUUAAAGUGGCUGAAUUUCGCCAAUUAGAAGGGGUGGAAAUUUUUGGACACGUAGUCUGUGAAAUUGGUUCUGCAUGAUAGCAGAUGAAACCUCACUGGCUUAUUCAGCCAGCCAAAGAGGAACUGGACUUAAAUCAGGGGCUAUUUUUUCAGCUCUGGGUGGAAUUGACUCGUCCAUGCUCUCCCCAUGCGUUCUUCUGUGUUAACUGUUGUGAAGUUGGACAAGCUUUGCUUAACGUUCAGCUUAGUGCAGCAAAAUUAGAUGAGAAAAUCUUUGUUUAGAGUCUUUACAUAACUUUACGUUUCUGGUUUAAAAUGCUACAUGACUCAACUGGAUUGUGUUAUUGUAGAUAAACAAAGCUACAAAUUUGUGCAUUGCUCCGGUUACACAACAGAAUAAAACAGUGUGACUUUCUACAAGCAUACAAAAUCAAUAUCAUUUGAAAUUAAAGCUGCCCUAUGUAAUAUCUGGAGAUUUAGAGACCUCUCUGGUGGAAAUGUGUAACUGCACUCAAUAUGCAGAAGCACGUCGGUUGUGCUUCAGACCCCUUCCCCAAGCAGAUGAAUCUGAUUAUUGUGAGUGCAUUGAAAGAGUAUUCAAAGAGAAUUCAAUCAAAUCUUGAGGAACGUGACUUCUGAGGAUGUCUACUAUCAUAUCUUUAUCAGUAUAAUGUUGAUUUUGCAUCUGAGACCUAAAAAUGGAGCUGGACCUUCUUUUUGAGGCUGUGUGUGUGAUGUUAAUUUGUAAAAACAUAUAUCAUGGUCUGAAAAGCUUGUGAAAUCUGACCUGACACCUCUGACUUUUUACUUCAGGCCUUACAGGGCGAAUCCCAGCAGCACGCCACAUUUUAGUGUAUUUUUUCCUGACUCACUAGUGCUACUUGUUACUUCAUUCUGUUUUAAAAUUUAUUUUGACAAGUUUAUGCACUAUAGUUUCUCAUUAGGUAGUAUUUUGUCCAAGGUUUUCUAAAGCUUGUCCAAAAUAGCAGCAGUUGCUACGAAAGAAUGCAUUUUUAUGCAGAGCAUGGAGGUCUUUUUUGCUGAUCUAGGACCGACUCUGCAUAUCGAUGCUGUUGGACCGAAACCUUGUAUUUCCCAAAUGAUAACUUUACAGGAGAAGGAAAAAACAUACUUUACUUUUAAUGUAAGUCAAUGGAACCAGACAUUUUUCCAAGCAGUUUUGGGCUUUUGUUUGGUCCUUUCAUGUUGAAAUUUACACGCAAUAUAAAGUUCAGUAGGUAUUUUCAAAUUAUGAGGUUUUGGUCCAACAGCAGUGAUAUCUAAGUGCAGUGUGCUGUCAUUUAGAGACACUGCAGAGCUGUUCUUAGAUCAGGAGCAAACAGCAGCAUCUGCUUGGAACCAUUUAUAUGCUUUUUUCACAAUAGCUGAUAUCCUUCAUCUGGUUUAAUUACAUUUUCUCUUUAAGUCCAGAGAGACUUCUGUCCAGUGGGCACUCUCCCUCCACACGAAAAUGUACCCUUUUGUUAAUGGGCUUUUAAUUAACCUAAUGAAAUCAGGUGUCAGUCUUCUGCGAGUGGCCUAUAAAGACAUGCAUUGUGUUAGUAGUGUUGGUUGGUCAUUCGCUUUAAUAUAGAGCCACAGCACUCUCAGAUUAUCCAGUCUAAAACUCCUGUGUGUGUGCGUUGUGUGCGUGAUGUGAGGCGUUUGUGUAGAUAUUAAACUACGAAACCAAAUGUCAUGUUGAUAUAUGGGAUUUACCAAAAUGCAAUAGCUUUAUUUUAAUACAGUGCAAAGACAAAAAGAGGCCUAAUGGAAAACUAUGGAACAUGGGCCUAAAGUAAUACUUUAUAGCUUUAUAAUCUGUUUUUGCAGGGCUGCGUUUUGAAAUCGGGUUUCAUCUGUGAUACGUUUCAGGUUUUGAAGCCUUAACAAAAAUCUGUACCUGUUAAUGUUUGUGAUGUUUCCCAUUGUUCCAAAUGUACAAGACUAAAAAGAUUAUAUUUUCAUCUUAAAUAAACAGAAAAAAGUCUGUUCUCUUA